CUCCGUAGUAGCGAGCCUUCACGGCAUGCCGCAUGCGCACUGCAUGACUCCAGUAGUGCACUCCACGCGUGUACUAAAUUUAGGGAGUGUGAAAAGUAUUUUUUAUUAAUUAAGCUAAAAGUUCUGUUGAAAUCACGAAUAUUUUUAAGUAUGGGAGGUCAGGCUAAAGGCAAGAAGAAAAACAAAACGAAGAAGAAAGACAACCGUCCAAACAGGGCAGAAGGAGGAUUUGUUGAUUUGACACCUCAUGAAAGGAUGAAACUAAGAAUUCACGAGAAAGCCAAGAAGAAAACAGCUGAGAAGUACUCCGUACAGCAACUCCUAGAAAAGACAGAGGAAUGCAUGGACAGCCUUGACUUUGAGAUGGCUGGUCUAUUCUGUCAACGAGCCUUGGAUGUGGACCCCAACAACCUGCAAGGGCUUGACAUGCAGGGUCACAUUUACUCUGAAUUAGGAGACACGCAGAAAGCUAAAGAAGUUUUUCUGCGUGCAGUGCAGCUGAGCCCAGAUGUAGGCCACAGUAAGUAUAUGUACCUGGGACAAAUCCACACAAGCCAGGAGUCUGUGGACUACUACACAAAGGGAAUACAAGUCCUACUGUCCGCACUGGAGAAACAAGAAGCAGCAGCUCAGACUGGAGCUGCUGCCCUAACAGAUGAGGAUCAUGAGCGGCCUACAGCAAAGGAUGUCAGUGUAGCCUACUGCUCCAUCGCUGAGAUUUAUUUAACCGACCUCUGUAUGGAAGAGGGAGCUGGAGAUAAGUGUAGAGAGUUCAUUGAAAAAGCAUUACAGUAUCACCAUGACAACCCCGAGGCUCUCCAGCUUAUGGCCAGUUACCUGUUUAGUACAGACAGAAACCAGGAAGGCAAAGAGUACCUGUUGAAAAGUGUUGGAAUGUGGCUACCUGCACAGAAACAAAGUGCAUCUUCCUCUACAACAGAGGAAGACACGCUGAAUGAGAUCCCUCCAUAUGAGUCCCGCAUCACCACAGCCAAACUGCUCAUCGAGGGAGAGGAAUAUGAGAUGGCAGUAGAUGUGCUGGAGGUUCUUCUGGAAGAGGAUGAUGAAGUUGUGCAGGUGUGGUAUCUGUCCGGCUGGGUGUGUUACCUCCAGUGGGAAAAGGCAAAGGAGCAACAAGAAAGAGAGAGAAGAGAAGUGACAGAGGAGGAGAAGGAAGAGUGGAGGGCACUGCAGGAGGCAGCCAGAUCAUAUUUAACUAAUGCUAAGAAGCUACACAAUAAGCUGCGAUGCGAUGACCAGCCGAUGUUGGAACAUGUGGAGCAGCUGCUUGGUGAAUUGGGAGGAGAAAUGGAGGCAGAGGAGGGGGACCCAGCCCUGGAUGACGACUAUGAACCCUGUAGUGAUGAGGAAGAGAACGAUGGUGCCGAAGCCCCCAUGGAGCACUGACCUCCUCACCUUACCUGUGAUAUCACUUUUUCCCAUCCUGCUUCCCUGUAGUUCUUGUGUGUUCUCUAAAGUGCCUUUUUAACUGUUUCCCUUUAUCACCUGCUUAUCAAAGAUUAAAUAGAUAUGGACAAACAGAGUGGCAUGAAAAGCUGCUGUCGACUUAUUCAUUUUCAGUCAAGGCGUUAAAUGUUUUUGGUGAAAUAAGUGCAUACUUGAGUAAUGUUUCCCUUGAUCUCCUUGACAGAUGUUGAUGAAAGAAAUUAAUCUUAAAGCUUUAAUUCUCACCAGCAGCAAAUGCAAAACGCCUUUGAAUGCUUUUACCUCUUCUGCACACCCACGCUCAGUUUCUACAAGCAGACAUGCACGACACAUGCAGAAAUACAAACAAAACACAUCAAGAAGGCAAGUUAAUUACUUCAGUUCAGUUGCAGCAGUAGCAGCACUUUUUUUCUCCUGUCAGACCGUAUAAGUGAAACUGCCCACUAAAAACACUCCGUACUGUUUUUAGAUAAAAUCCAACAGAUAUGUGCAGUGCUUUCAUGGUUAUUCACUUUAUGCUCCAGCUUAAUUUUCUUUUUUUUUUUUUUUUUUUUGUAACUGGCUGGAUUCAGUAAUACAAGACAAUGGAGAGAAUUUGACAUUAAGUUAUGCAGAGUGCAUCUCACGCUCUCUGCUAGACUGUUCAAUGACUUGAAUAAAGCCUCUCUGAAAGGAGAA
Messenger RNA from Melanotaenia boesemani (Boeseman's rainbowfish), 2124 nucleotides. Its product is annotated as probable assembly chaperone of rpl4. The transcript is spliced from 11 exons. Gene Ontology annotation, molecular function: protein binding. NCBI's taxonomy places the organism in Eukaryota, Metazoa, Chordata, Actinopteri, Atheriniformes, Melanotaeniidae. Gene Ontology annotation, biological process: cell division. Bases 151 to 1407 code for a protein of 418 amino acids. The record is from RefSeq and is a predicted model, not a curated record.